UGACGUCACGCCGCCAUGACGUCGCCGCUCCCUCCCCGCCCGCCCGGCGCCGCCAUGUUCAAGGUAAUUCGGCUGGGGGCCACCCCUGUCAGCCUCAGCUUGCUCUCUGUCCAGGUUUAUGCUGCUUCCUCAGAGAAGACUUCCAAAAAGGAGUUGCUGAAAAUUGAGGAGCUGUCACUCUACUCCUCUCCAGCUCGUGAGACUAAAUAUGUGGAGAAUCCACAAACUGAAUUGGAAGAGGGGGUUUCACGUUUACGACAUGCUAUGGAGCCAUAUACAGCCUGGUGUCAGGAUCUUUAUGCCAAAGCUAUGCCCAAUUUAGAAAAAGCUGUUGAGCAUGGUAGAGAGGGCUAUGAAUUUCUCCAAAAGCCGCCUGCUGGAUUUUAUCCAAGACUUGGUGUGAUAGGUUUUGCUGGAAUUAUUGGAUUGUUUCUUGCUAGAGGCUCAAAAAUCAAGAAGUUGGUGUACCCUGUGAGUCUCAUGGGUAUUGCUACCUCCAUGUAUUACCCUCAGCAAGCGGUUGCUAUUGCAAAGGUUGCUGGCACACAGCUGUAUGAUUGGAGUCUUCAAGGAUAUAUUGCUGUAGAAUCUCUUUGGAAGGAUAAUCCUAAGAAGAAGAAAUCUGGGGAAAAAAGUGAUAAGGGUGAUGCAGUUGGUGACAAGCCCCUGGAAGUCCAUGCUGCUUCAAAUAAAGAGCGAGCCCAGAAGUAAAACACUACAUCACCUGGCAUCAGACAGGUGAAGAAAAAUAUAGAUAUAAGCAACAAUUUCCCAAGAAAAAGAUGAAAACCCAUCUGAAUCCAUUUUGAAUGUGACUAAUCUACCUUCUGCCUUGGGACAGUCUGACUGUGUGCUGCUCAGGCUUCUGGUAUGGAUUCUGUGAAAGGACAUUACGUGGUUUGGGUCAGUCUGGAGACCUCGUCCUCCGUUCUGCAGUGGGACUGAAGUCUGCCCAUGCUUGUCCCAUUGCAGGAUCAACAUUGCAAGUAGCAAGUCUCUAAAUCCCUGAGUCUCUUAUUAUUUAUAUAUAAAAUAAAAUUCCAGAUACACAAAAUGGUCCAGUUUUUUCCCUCCUCCUAACUUCUUUAAAGUCUUGGAUGCGAUGUUUGCACAAUCUGUGGAAGGUUCUAGAGAUGUUGUUGACAGUGCCUGUAUUUUUUUACCAGUGAGGGGAAGCUGGAAGUAGCAUGAUGUUUUGGCUGACAUGGGCUCAUAGAAUUAGGAAUGGGAACAAUUACAAUGACUCUUGUGUUUUGUUGGAGUCUCCCCCUCCUUUCUAUACGAGUCUUCUGCCUCAUCAGUGCCAGCAGGAGGUAUAUAAUGAAGCAUCUGUGAGUUCCUGUCUCGUAGAUGGAUGGGAAUCGAGCUGUUAAUGUUUGUUCUUGUUUUUGUUUGAAUGCACAGCACAAUGGGAACCAGAAUGUUGUGGUGGUGGGAACCAGCUAUAGAAUAACUUGGCUGUUUCCUUAUUCCCAGCCAGGGGAGGGGAGGAAAAAGCGAAGCGAAGAGAAAUACAAAAGGAUUUCCAGCAUUUUGAAAUCUUUGCACAAUAAAACCCUUUCAUCAUUUGUUGCCAUUUC
Molecule: messenger RNA, 1580 nt
Organism: Pipra filicauda (Wire-tailed manakin)
Lineage: Eukaryota; Metazoa; Chordata; Aves; Passeriformes; Pipridae
Gene: APOO
Product: apolipoprotein O
Exons: 9
Coding region: 16-711 (231 amino acids)
Biological process (GO): cristae formation
Cellular component (GO): MICOS complex
Source: RefSeq, a predicted model, not a curated record